Molecule: messenger RNA, 1429 nt
Organism: Vicia villosa (hairy vetch)
Lineage: Eukaryota; Viridiplantae; Streptophyta; Magnoliopsida; Fabales; Fabaceae
Product: transcription factor bHLH94-like
Exons: 3
Coding region: 146-1108 (320 amino acids)
Biological process (GO): regulation of transcription by RNA polymerase II
Molecular function (GO): protein dimerization activity; DNA-binding transcription factor activity, RNA polymerase II-specific; RNA polymerase II cis-regulatory region sequence-specific DNA binding
Source: RefSeq, a predicted model, not a curated record
UGUCCAAAUUUGUGUCCUCACUCGAACUCAAUACCCCCUUUUUAUAACCUCAAAAUCACUCCUAUACAAACAACACUCACCUCACCUUUUUCCAUCAUCAUCUUCUUCUUCUUCAUGUGUUUGUCCAAGCAAGAGAGAGAAAGCCAUGGCACUAGAACCAACUCUACUGUAUCAACAAGACCCUUUUACCUACGGAUUCAAAGAACUCUUCAACUACAACUUAUUAACAGAUUCUGAACCUAACUUUGACUACAAUAACUUCAACCUUCAAAACCAACAACAACAACAACAACAUGGUUUUCUCAACAACCAAACACAGAAUUGGAACAACAACAACAACAACAACAACAACAAUUCUUCACCACAAAUGGAGGAUCAAGUAAAAGCACCAAAGGUUGUCUCAAAUCCAUCUUUAGAUUCCUCAAUAAUUCCCACUCGUUCUCGUUCCAAGAAACGCAGAAUCAAAACAAGUAAGAAUAAAGAAGAAAUUGAGAACCAAAGAAUGACUCACAUUGCUGUAGAACGUAACAGAAGAAAACAAAUGAAUGAAUAUCUCUCUAUUCUAAGAUCUCUCAUGCCUCAAUCUUUCGUCCAAAGGGUUGAUCAAGCAUCUAUAAUUGGAGGGGCUAUUAACUUUGUGAAGAAUCUUGAACAAAGGCUACAAUUUCUUGGAGUUGAGAAAGAGAAAGAGGGUAAAUUUGAUACUACUAUUGUUGCGAAUAAAAGCAAACCCUUUUCUGAAUUUUUCACCUUUCCACAAUACUCAACAAGUGUUUGUGAGAAUUCCUCUGAGACAAAAAUGGGUGGAGAUGAAGUUCAUCAAUCUAGCAAUACUAUUGCUGACAUUGAAGUGACAAUGGUGGAAAGCCAUGCAAAUCUGAAAAUAAGAUCAAGGAAAAGACCAAAACAACUCUUGAAAAUGGUUUCUAGUUUGCAUGGGAUGUGUCUCACAAUCUUGCACCUUAAUGUCACUACAACUCAUGAGUUUGUCUUCUAUUCUAUCAGUGUUAAGGUGGAAGAUGAUUGCAAGUUUGGAUCAGUGGAUGAGAUAGCUUCAGCUGUAUACAAAAUGUUGGAAAGGAUUCAACAUGAGUCAAUAUUGAAUUAAGAUCUAAACUUUAACUUUUUUUUAAUCUUAUGAUCUCUUGAUGAUGGUGAAAAUUAUUUAUUUUCUCUCUUUGUUAAUUUUGUUUUUCGAGAUGAAUCUAAUUAUUGAAAAGCUGUUUAAUAUUUGUUAAAUCUAAUGAUUAUGGCUUAAUGUGGGGGCUCAUUGUAGGAACUUUUGUUUGUUUAUUCCUUCUUACAUAUCUGUUUUUCUAGGAAGUUACUUUUGAACAUUCUUACUUUGUCUUUUUUUUUUCCUUGAGUCAAGGUGGAGAGAGUGUUGAAUCAAUUCUUGAUAUCUUGUUUUCCUAGUGGUAGGCCUUUC